AUGAAGUCGACUAGCUCCUCAGUCUGUGCUGCAGCGGCAUUGACACUUGCGCUCGCUGCUGUGUUGGCGCCGACAAUUGUUGAAGCCCAGGCUACCGCUGGUGUUCCUGCCUCCAUCAAUGUCGGUAAUGGACAAUCUGUUGCCACGUUCCCAGCAGGCUUGGGUGGCCUCUCGACCGGUUCUCCUAUCGUCUUUACUCCUGGCGCUGCCGUUCCUGGUACACAGUCUCCAUACUAUGUCGCAACAAACGCUGAGCAGUCGGCGACGCUUGCUUCGCUCCUCACUCACUAUUCGCAGGCGAUUUCGGCAGCUACUCCCACCACGGGCCCUCCCGCAGGCAUCAGCACCGGUGUUCCCGGUGGCUUUACCGGUUCUAAUACCGUCUCGAUCCUGGAUGGAAGUAUCUCGACCAUUCCUAACGCUGCAACCACGUAUACUCGCGCAAGAUCAUCGACAAGUGCCACGGCUGUGUCCAACUCAGGCGCACAGUUUGACAUGGUAGAUACCGCAAAAUUGCGUGCUAUCGCAGCUGUGGCGAUCACUGUCGUCGGUGCUGCCGCUUGGAUCCUUUAG
Molecule: messenger RNA, 573 nt
Organism: Mycosarcoma maydis (corn smut)
Lineage: Eukaryota; Fungi; Basidiomycota; Ustilaginomycetes; Ustilaginales
Exons: 2
Coding region: 1-573 (190 amino acids)
Source: RefSeq, a predicted model, not a curated record